AGAGAAAAUGGAAUAUAUCUGGAGUCAUCAAUAUCUUCCCAUACUUGGUGUUGGGGUUCGAGAAGCACUAGAACUCAAUGUUAUUGUUCGUGGAAAUGGUUCAAUUCGCUUUAAAAUAUACAGUUAAAGUACUUCCUACAACUAUUCGGCAAUCUCCGGUCAGCUCGGGAUAGACAAUCGUUACUAUUCGAAAGUCUUCGGCAGGCCCCGGGAUCGACAAUUAACCGAGUGUGGAAAGGCCCACUCGACAUUCGAUAACUAGUUUUAAUAUUGACACAGGAAUAAACAUUUUUGGAUUUGAAGAAAUAUUUUAAAUUAAGCACGGUUGUAACUACGCUUAUCAUUUUGUAAUCGUGUUAUAUGUCAGUGUUUAUUUGAUCGAAAUAUUUGUUUUCUUCGUAUCAGCCCAGUACAAAAUAAUAAACUUCUUAGUUACAAAAUGAACAGAAACUGACUGUUUGAACAAGUUUGUGAAUCAUUUUUAAACUCAAGAGAGAAAAUGGCAUCUUAUUUUGAAUCAUCAAUUCUGAGAAGCUGUGAUUUCAUUUACGAGUUUUCCUGCUCUCCGUGUGAAAACAAAGGAUCUAACACAGAAGCUCACCAUUAUUGUACUCAAUGCAAAAAAUAUUACUGCCAAAACUGUGUUUCAAAACAUAACGGUUUAUAUCAGAAGCAUGCGGUGCUCGGCCGGAAGGAAGUGAAGAAAUGGGAGGCAGCCCCAGGGGUGACGGACGCCCUGGAGAGAUGUGGGGUGCACCCCGGGAAGGCGCUAAAGCUGGUCUGUGGUAACCAUGACCAGUUGUGCUGUUCUGUAUGCGUUGCCAUUGACCACAGACAAUGCUCCAAAAUCCAACAAAUUCCAGAUGUAGCAAAAGGUAUUCAGAGAAAUAUUGAGUUUCAACAAAUUCCAAAGAAGAUAGCUGAACUUCAAAAGCAAUUCGAGUUGAUGAAAGAAGCACGAUUGAAGAAUACGACAUCGUUGAAAAAGACGCGGGCAGCCAUUUCUGAUGAAAUUAAAACCAUACGUAAAAAGAUCAACGAAAUCCUUGACAAGAUUGAGAAGACAGCUUUACAGGACUUGGACGGAAUGAUAACUGAAUUUGAAAAAAACCUUAAGGAAGAUAUCGAAACAUGUGAUAAAAUGACUAUCGAACUGCAAAACAUGAUUACCACUUUUCAAACCAAAGCAAAAUCAAGCGAGUCAAAAUCAUAUAUUGCGUACAGAAAGAGCCAGGAUAUGAUUUCACAAGCAAACGAUCAUCUUCGUGGCAUAUCAGUCAUCGAGUGUUACAAUGUAACAUUUCAAGCCAAUAACCUUAUAGAAGAACUGUUAUCUUCAAUAACAACGUUUGGAGCGAUUGACGAACAAACUGUAAUGACCAAACAGCGAGAAGAUCUUUCCGAUCCAAACCAAGUCUUCGGUGUUGCAAAGUACAAGGAGUACAACGUGAAGAUGAGUGGUGACAAAUAUGGAUGUGAUAUCCAAGGCGUAUGUGAAUUGCCUAGUGGAGAAUUUGUCAUAGCAGACUGGAAUAAUUGUAAAGUGAAGCUGCUGGACAAGGAGUACAGGCUGCUCGACCACUGUGACGUCCCAGGAAAUCCAUGGGACGUGCGCCACAUUGACGGAAAUGAAGUGGCCGUUUGUAUUGACAAUGAACUUCAUUCCAUUAAUGCUUCGAAAAGGAAACUCGUUACUACGAGGAAGUUAAGCUUCACCCAUAAAUGUUAUGCCGCAGCGCAACAUGGGGGCCAGCUUUACAUCUCCUCCGGUCACGCUCUAUACGUCUACACGAUGUCGGGGCAGAAGAUGAAGAAGCUGUACGAGGAUAAGUCUGGGGGUACCACGGUGAAGAAAUGUGCUAUCAGUAAUGACGGGAAGACAAUCUAUAUUACAAACUCCAGUAAACAUCAACUGAUCACCCUGGACAACAACGGUAACAAGCUGGCCUCUCUCACUGACCCUGACAUGGAAACCCCUACUGGAGUACACGUGACAACUGCUGGACACGUGUUCGUCUGCUGCUGGAACUCCUGCACAGUUCUGCAGGUUGACAGAGACGGGAAGAAAAAGUUGGCUACGUUGGCAAGGAAAGUACGCAGAACGCGUGAUCUAUUUUUCAGCAGCCGCACUUCUUCUCUGAUUGUUGGUGGAUAUAAAGACACACUUCUUGGUAUCAAGUUAAUUUAAUACUAUAAACUAUUAACGUUUGAAUUGGUACUAUCGGACUGGAAUCUUCUUAAGUGUUGCAAAGUACAUUUCAGUAUUGUCUUAAUCAUAUAAGUGUUUAGACCGCUGGCUAUAAGUAAUUUACGGAUAUGAAUCGAAAUGCAUCUAGUGAAUACUUUUAUUGUAUCAUAUAUUGGACAAUUUAUAUCCCACAAACUACGUGAAAUAUAAUUUAUAUAUAUGUGUGUGUGUGUGUGCGUGCGUAUGUGUGUGUGUGUGUGUGUGUGUGUGUGUGUGUGCGUGCGUGCGUGCGUGCGUGCGUGCGUGCGUGCGUGCGUGUGUGUGUGUGUGUUUUAUUUGAUUAAUGUAGAAUGUUCAAUUUUCGUGUAUAUAUUGUCUAUAAACGAACAUAUGAAA
Molecule: messenger RNA, 2584 nt
Organism: Mya arenaria
Lineage: Eukaryota; Metazoa; Mollusca; Bivalvia; Myida; Myidae
Exons: 2
Coding region: 500-2188 (562 amino acids)
Biological process (GO): positive regulation of DNA-templated transcription
Cellular component (GO): nucleoplasm; chromatin
Molecular function (GO): zinc ion binding; ubiquitin-protein transferase activity
Source: RefSeq, a predicted model, not a curated record